Molecule: messenger RNA, 2017 nt
Organism: Helicoverpa armigera (cotton bollworm)
Lineage: Eukaryota; Metazoa; Arthropoda; Insecta; Lepidoptera; Noctuidae
Gene: Syx5
Product: syntaxin-5
Exons: 3
Coding region: 306-1397 (363 amino acids)
Biological process (GO): vesicle fusion; intracellular protein transport; endoplasmic reticulum to Golgi vesicle-mediated transport
Cellular component (GO): Golgi membrane; endomembrane system; SNARE complex
Molecular function (GO): SNAP receptor activity; SNARE binding
Source: RefSeq, a predicted model, not a curated record
UGACGAUAUAUUAAUCUGUGGAUAAUAUUGACAUAUUAUUUCUGUCCACGUCACUAAAAUAAUUCCAUAUUUCUUUAAUUAAUACUUUUGUGCGGUUUAUGUAUAAACGAGUUGAUAAUUUUUUAUACCGAUUGUGUUAUGUACUAUAUAUUGUGAAAACAGGCUGUAAAGCAGUCCAGUUAUAUUUUUAGUCCAAUCGUGCUAUUCCUAUUGAUUUAUACUAAUGGCACCCAGUGCUUAGAGUCGUCAAGGCCCAGUACCAAUCGAAACAUUAAUAUAUUCUCCUGAAAGUAUUAUAGAAUGCGAUGCUACCUCGUAGGCGAAACAUUGGAGGAGUGACAGAGCGAUCAACGUUGGAAAACGAUUUAGAAACUUAUAAUAAAUUAGAUAAGAAAGGAGUACAGAUAUUGAAUAAUAAUUCAAGUGUUUUUAUUCCGUUUCCAAAGACGGAAGUGAAACAAAGCCAUUCAAGUCAUAUUAUUCAGACUGAUAUAAAAUUCGACAUUCUUGAAGAAUUCGUGUUUGAGCCAGUUAUGGCUGCUCGAGACAGAACCAAUGAAUUCAUAUCAGCAGUGCGGAGCUUGCAGGGAAGGACUCUGGCCAGGCCAGUUAUAAGAGAUGAACGGAAAGCCCAAAUGCUUGAGACUUACUCUCAAUUUAUGAGCAUGGCAAAAGUGAUCAGUAAAAAUAUUACCAGUACUUAUGCCAAGCUUGAAAAAUUGGCAAUGUUGGCCAAAAAGAAGUCUUUAUUUGAUGAUCGACCAACAGAGAUACAGGAGUUGACAUAUAUUAUAAAAGGAGACUUGAGUUCUUUGAAUCAGCAAAUAGCCAGGCUUGGUGAAAUGCCUAGAGGGCGCAGAAGUAUGCACAGUCAUUCAUCUAGUGUAGUGCUUGCUUUACAAUCACGUUUGGCAUCAAUGAGUAAUCAGUUCAAACAGGUUCUGGAAGUGAGAUCUGAGAACUUGAAACAUCAAAACAACAGAAGAGAACAGUUCUCGAGAGUGGGACCUGUAGUUAAAGAAGUCCCCUCUCUCUUACAACUGGAUGAUGUGAGCAUAGAUUUGGGUGAUGCACCUGCCAUGCAAACUCAACAAUUAGCAAUGCGAGAUGAUUCAGACACAUAUGUACAACAAAGGGCUGAAACCAUGCACAACAUAGAGAGUACUAUUGUGGAAUUAGGAGGAAUAUUUCAGCAACUAGCACAUAUGGUGAAAGAACAAGAUGAAGCUAUUGGUAGAAUUGAUGCAAACAUUCAAGAAGCAGAAAUGAAUGUGGAGGCAGGUCACAGAGAGAUCAUGAAGUACUUCCAAAGUGUUACUGGCAACAGGGCCUUGAUGUUUAAAGUUUUUGGUGUUUUAAUAUUCUUUUUCAUAUUUUUUGUUGUUGUAAUGGCUUAAUAGUGGCCCAAUUCUCUGUUUGAAGUUUUUGAACUUUCAUACCAAAAGUUGAAAGUACUGGAUAAUCCAGUUAAAGAUAAAAACCAGUCAAAUGCAAGACCAUACCAUUAUCUUGCCUUGAAAUAUUUAUUUUAUUUUAGUAUUCCUUGGUAUUCUAUAUAAGAAUUCAACAGUCACAGACAGCCAGUAAAGUCAAGUAAUAAUGGGAAAACCCCAAAAAAUUACGGUCACAAUCUAUUUCAAAACAUUGUUUUUAAUAGUAAAUUACUUGCAUAGGUGUUGCCUGAUUAUGCAAUUGUAUGACUUAUGAUUGCAUAUGAUUUUUACAGUACAAAAAGAGGAGAAAUCAGCACCCAGCAAUUCUCAACAUACUCAGUCAAGUGCCAAGCAGUGCUUGACUAUGUGUUUUACUUUGUUAUAGAUUAAAAAUCCUAAAUGUAAUGUACAACAAAAAUAAUGUAGUAUAGUAACAGUAGGAACUUCAAUAAUUCAGCAUUGGCAAAUAAGUUUGACUCUCGAUUUUCGACUUUUGGUAGGUUUGUAAUAUACAUAUAUUGUGAAUAUGUAGAUUAUUUUGUGAUAUAUAAACAAAGGGAUUAAAAAAUACUAUUAAAAAUAUA